UUGCAUGCACCAAGUAAGUACAACGGCUCGUUUUUGAUGAUACCUACUAACCCAAAGCUAACAUCUGAAGCUGGUCUCGGACUUCUGCUUGCAAGAUCAAUUGACCAGGUUUUUUUAUUCAAAAGGGUGACAAGUACACCCGGACCACCAGAGAAACCCUUGGAUUCCACACAGCUAUGUGAGGCAACAGCAAUUGUAAGAAACGAGUCAAUUUGCGCUAAGCGAAGGAGGCUGCAUUUAUCCCAUACUUUAAAACAACAUCUUGAGCACGUCUUCUCCAUGACUCCUCAUCCUAGCCGCGCAGAGUGUGACGUUAUAGCCAAAUCAUGCCAAUUAUCCCCGAGACAAGUCCGUGUUUGGGUAUGUAUGCUUCUAUAA
This is a messenger RNA of Candidozyma pseudohaemuli, 378 nucleotides long. RefSeq names its product homeobox domain-containing protein. The record is from RefSeq and is a predicted model, not a curated record. Gene Ontology annotation, molecular function: DNA binding. The annotation marks the transcript as partial. Lineage: Eukaryota; Fungi; Ascomycota; Pichiomycetes; Serinales; Metschnikowiaceae. The transcript has a single exon.